Protopolystoma xenopodis is the source of this 612-nucleotide messenger RNA. Lineage: Eukaryota; Metazoa; Platyhelminthes; Monogenea; Polystomatidea; Polystomatidae. The record is from the annotation of a GenBank genome assembly.
AUGCCGUCUAGAGGCGAGAGUGUUGAUCGAUAUCAUGCCCGUUUUGCGAUAUCAUUAGGUCCGAUCACUUUGGUUGGACAAGGCUCAGGCGCAGCUGAUGUCACAUUGCAUCUGCUCAGUCGGCUUUCUGGACGCCGAUUGCCCAGGCCCUUGUUCAACCGCGUUUGGCUCAUGUCUGGCUCCGACGCCAUGCAGGCCGGAUUCGCCAGGCAACCCAAAGAAGCGGCCUCCUACUCAUGGCAAUUGGCUCACCAAGCAAGAUAUUACUAUUUCUCUUUAAUAAGUAGUUGCUCAGGUUCCGAAUGUGCGUUGGGCAGAGUAGGCUGUGAUGUGAUUCCUUCAGCUGAAUCUGACAAGUAUGAGUCCUCUUACAACCAGCAUCGAGCUCAAACUGGCCAUAAGCGCAUCAAUAGAGCCCGCGAUAUGUUGGCCUGCCUGCGCUCGAGAACGGCAGAUGAGCUGGCUGCAGCAGCCGGUACGACAAGAAUACAUCGGCCUGGUUGGAUCACCACGGCCUGGUCCCCGACUGUGGAUGGACGUUUUCUUGAGGAUAGGCCGGAGAAACUGUGGAUAGAUGGGAAAUUUGCGAGGAUGCCGGUUACUAUUUCUUAA